UAAAAUGUAUUUAUCAAAUGAAGAAUUUUUUUCAUAUAUAAUUCAAAAUCAAUAAUUGAAUUUGGUGAUUAUUGAAUGAUUAUAAUGGUAGUUUCUAGAGUGUUUAUUUUUCUCUAUUGUUUUAUUUCUUAAUUUUCUUACCUUAUUUUGCCUAAACUUCUAUUUUAUACUGACCAUUUGUAUUCGCUUUAAAAAAAAUUGGUAAUUGAAUUGUUUGUAUUAGUGUGUUUAUAAUGAAUGGUGGGAGGGGGGUUAGUGAAUUUUACAUAUAUUUCGAUUGACGGGUAAAUUGAUUGAAGAAUACAGUAUUUUCUUAAUCUACUGACCAAUCACUAGAUUGAUAAUCAAUAAUAUAUUGUCUAGAUCUUAAUGUUGAUUUUUUCCCCACCCAUUUAUAUUUAUAAAAUAAAUGGUUCGAUUUAAAAGAGGUCAGUUAACCGUAUAGACAUUGUUGAGAGUAAUCUAGCUCUAUAACAGUUCCUUCAUUGAUAUGCAUGAUGAUGGAAAUUGAUUUAUGUAUACUUUUAAGGUUGACUUAUGUAGGUUUGAAUACUUAAAUAAGUAAACUUUUUAUCGUAAAUCCGUGACUCUUACAAUUUCAAUUCUAUAAAUUUAUAAUCUUUAAGUGAAUUCACGAGGAUUUACGGUAAUUUGAGUUUAUUUACGGUCUAUUUGGACCAGAUAGACUGGUUCUUUGUGUAGUUACUGUUAGUAUACAAUUAAUUUGCUUAAACUAUCAUUAGUGUAUACAUGCGGAUACAUAAUAUUGUUACGAUUAUCAAUUACCGUUUAUUAUGAGGUUAUAUGUAUUAUUAACAGUUUCCUCGAUGUGGUUAUAACGUGAAUCGCACAUUACAGUUUACGUAACAUAGAUGAACUGUUUUUUUAUGAGAUGAUGAUUUGUAGGUUAAGAGGAUUUAUUUAGUGGUACUUAUUUCUCCAUACUGAUUAGCGUUUUUUUAGCGAGUUAGUGUCAGUAUUCAUCCACAAUGAACACUAUGGAUCAUUGUGGAACAAUCAGAUGAAUGGAAUUCAUCACUCUACAUCAACUUCAUUGAGUACGACAAAGCAUUUGAUAGCGUGGACAGGACAACACUAUGGAGGCUUCUUUGACACUACGGCGUGCCUCAGAGGGUAGUCAAUAUCACACGGAAUUCCUAUGAUGGAUUAAACUGCAAAAUCGUGCAUAGAGGACAAUUGACAGGCUCGUUCGAGAUAAAGACCGGUGUCAGGCAAGGUUGCUUACUCUCACCUGUCCUCUUUCUCCUGGUGAUCGACUGGAUUAUAAAGACGUCACCACCUGAGGGGAAGCAUGGGUUACAGUGGACAGCCGGGAUGCAGCUGGACGAUCUAGACUUCGCAGAUGAUCUGGCCCUUCUAUCCCAAACGCAACAACAGAUGCAGGAGAAGACGAACAGUGUGGCAGCAGCCUCAGCAGCAGUAGGUCUCAACAUACACAAAGGGAAAAGCAAGACUCCCCGAUACAACACAGCAUGCACCAAUCCAAUCACAAUUGACGGAGAAGAUUUGGAAGAUGUAAAAACCUUAACAUAUCUGGGCAGCAUCAUUGAUGAACAGGGUGGAUCUGAUGCAGAUGUGAAGGCGCAGAUCGGCAAACCAAGAGGAGCAUAUUUACAACUGAAGAACAUCUGGAACUCAAAGCAACUGCCAACCAACACCAAGGUCAGGAUUUUCAAUACAAAUGUCAAGACAGUUCUACUGUACGAGGCGGAAACCUGGAGAACUACGAAAGCCAUCAUCCAGAAGAUACAAGUGUUUAUUAACAGCUAUCUACGCAAUCGCAGCUUCCGCUGUAUAAAUCAUAUAUUUCAAAUAUACGCAGUUUAUAUACAAGCAAAUCAGACAGCACCACACCAUAAAACAGAAAAUAACAAUUAUACAAGAUCAAGUCAAAAGUGGCUGUGAGUGUGGGAGGCUGAAACUAAUAGAACGAGAAUAACUAAGCAUGUUAAAUCGUAUAAUAGUUAAUAAGUCAUUUGAAAGCUUAUGAUAAAAGGAAUAUGAAAAUGCAUAUAAUCUAGUGACUUAAUUAUCCAAUAAGAAUGUACGUAAUAAUAAUCCAUAAACAAUUCUUAGCAGUUACCAUUCAUUUAUUCUUCAUUAGGAUAUAACAUAUAUUUUUUCUGGAUAUCACUAGUGCAGCAUUGUUAUGAUACAUGCCUCUCUAGAGAUUGGAAUCUAUCUAUACAGACCAUAACAGAUAACCUUGUAAAACAGAUGUGUUUAUACGAGGUUAACGCUGAGUCGUGAAUCAAUGUCUCGAUUGAAAAAAUAUCAGAUAAACAAUCAAAAGUCCCGCCUUGUUUUUAUACGACUUUAAGUUAUAAUAUUAUAAAUCGGGGGAGGGAAAGAGGGAGGGGAAGAGGUAUCUAUGGGAUGUUUGUGUGGUCCUGAAUAUGGCGUUAAACUAAUGGUUUCCGUAUUUGGACUCAAUGUUAACAAGGAUUUAAUUAUUUUCUUGUUACACUUUAGGUUCAACGUGCAUUCCAUUUUUCUAUCAGUUUAAUUUUUUAAAUGUUUAUAUAUAUAUAUUAGAAUAUUUUGGGUGUGUACACUGUUCAAUAAAUUUGGGAGGUCCCGUAAUCAGGAAUCGUUAUUUUUAAAAUUUAUUUUUACGUUUGUUUGCUAUUCCGUAAUUCACAGUUAUAUGUUCUAUUGUAUAAAUAUACAUAUAAAAAACUCGACAAUGGCAUCACAUUUAUUGCUUAACGAGAUCGGGCUUCAACUUUUAAAAAUGAACUAUUAAAUACAUCAAGUUAGUUAGAUAAUUGUAGACAUCUCUAUGCGAAAUGAAACUUUGGACUUAUUAUUUUAAAUAAGUUAUUUCAAGGACGGAAGUCAUUGUUUCACUUGCUAUGAAAGUAUUUAUUGGGAUCGAAGGUCUUGAGCUUGAGAUUGGUAGGAUCAUGAAAGCGUCUCAUAAUAGUACGGAACAAAAGUUUAAUGCUUCUUCGGUUUUAAUGAUUUUUUUUAGGUCGGUUCAUGAUAUUGAAAAUAUUUGAUAAACUAAUUUUACUACUUAAUAAUUUUGAGUAGCACGAAAAUAUCUGAAAAUUAGGUGUGAAAUAUUGUUAGAGCGUUUGCAACCUUAUACCUUAACAGUUGUUUAGUUCAUGAAAAAGGGACAGAAGAUACUAAUUCACUGAUGAAGCCUCUUGCGAAAAACGAUUUUUUUGAAUGCUUUUAUGUUGCAGAAUCCUUAUGUAACGUCAUUGCAACUAAAUGUUUUAAAAUCAAUUUGAUUGACUCCACUUGUCAUGAUAUCAUUAAAACUUACACCUGACUCUGGUAGACAAACGGUUUUCAUUAAAUCAGAAGACCUUCAAGUAUAAGUUUGAAUAUCGAAUGAGUAUUGUGAUAGUCAACGAAGAAACUGACUAUUUUUAAAAAUAUAAGCUGAUGAAUUAAUAAUGAGCACAUAAGAAUAUCAUACUGAUCAAUAGAACAAAAGUUCUUCAAUGUGAUUUUGUAUUUAUUUGUUAUUAUUAUUAUUUUAGGUUAGAAGAUUAAAAAAGAGAGAAUAGUUUUAUGAUUUUAAUUUAAGAACCAAUUAUUUGUAAAAAUGAAUUAUACGGUCUGAACACAAUAGUUUUCAUUUGAUAAAUCCUUUAUAAUUACCAAUUUAAGUGUCAGUCAGUCAGUCAGCUAGAAAGUAGGCACGUAUAUGCGCCGGCCCAAGUAGCCACAUAUCAUUAACACAAGAAGGUUAACACCGAAUUCAUAAAAGCAGUUACUUCAAUGCUACCUUGACGUGGUGGUCGGGCAUGCAUAUCGUAAUGAACCAAUCGAGCUAAACUGGCUUGAACAAUCGUUCCUUAAGGUCCUACCAUGACACACAGGUCGUUUGGUGAGCUGUAAGACUAAUAGCAGCAAAUCCAAGAUCCGAGGGUGAAGUCUUACUGCUUACUGUAUAGAGGUGUGACAGUAGUUAGGCGUUUCAUCCAGACAACCAGCAUUACAGCGAUGUUGGUGGUGGGGUUAGAAAAGGUCGACUCUAAAAAUGCACACCUCACCUUAUCUCACGCAUAUCCGUCUCCGGUGUUAAGGACGCAACAAAUAUGGAGCUAACACGGAAAAUACUCACGAGAAGGUCAUGUGUGACCGACCUUAAGCAGUUAUCACUUGGGCACUGUGGAUACACUCUCAAGUCACUAAGACCAUCCCUAACCUAAUUUCCCUUUCAUUUGCCUCUAGAUGAACCCUUCUUUGGUGUGGGUGACCGGGAAAUGGUAACCGACCUCGUACCAUUAACAGCACUCAACAUCACUGUACAUUAUUUUUAUACACUUCAGAAUCAUAUAACCUGUACUCCCUAUUCACAAUUGAUUGAUCACUGGGUGGUGAUCAAUCUCAUGCUUGUCUAGUCCUUAAUAGUGCAGAUCGAAUGCUAUCGAUCAUGUUGCAAUGUGGCCACCAGUCUAGGUGACUCGACACUGCGGGCACUAUGUAUUGAGAUUAGAUGGUGGUUGGAGGUAGUCAGCAGGAAACCCUGUCCCGGGUUUCGUGCUACUUGGCACUCGUCAGCAAGGUGUACCUGUAAUCUUGAGGGAACUGGUGCUCCCUGACGGAUUCGAUCUCGUGUCACCCAGCUUCACAGUCAGAGACGUUACCAC
Messenger RNA from Schistosoma haematobium, 4634 nucleotides. RefSeq names its product Laminin subunit gamma-1. NCBI's taxonomy places the organism in Eukaryota, Metazoa, Platyhelminthes, Trematoda, Strigeidida, Schistosomatidae. Bases 1336 to 1926 code for a protein of 196 amino acids. The record is from RefSeq and is a predicted model, not a curated record. The transcript has 2 exons.